CGGGCGGCCGUGACCCUGCUGGAGUGCGGGGGGGACCUCCAGCCCCCCGGGGGGUCCCUGACUCUGCUCUGCCGCGGGAGUGGAUUCGAUUUCGGGAAUUAUGGAAUGUUCUGGACCCGCCAGAGCCCUGGGAAGGCGCUGGAAUUCGUGGCGAGUAUCUACAACGAUGGUGACACCACCCACUACUCACCAUCGUUCAAGGGCCGGUUCUCGAUCUCCAGGGACAACGGGCAGAGCUCGGUGACGCUGACCAUGAACAACCUCAAGGACGAGGAUUCCAGUGUUUAUUUCUGUGCCAAAAAUGCCCGUCCCGAUGCAAACGCUGGUGCUGUUGAAGAUUUGGCCGUGACCCUGCUGGAGUCCGGGGGGGACCUCCAGCCCCCUGGGGCCACCUUGGCCCUGGUUUGCCGUGGCUCUGGAUUCAGUUUUGGGAGUUACGAAAUGAGAUGGGUCCGGCAGAGCUUCGGGAAGGGGCUUGAAUUCGUGGCACUGAUCAGCGGCGAUGGAGGUUACACCUUCUAUGGGGCCUCGGUGCGGGGCCGGUUCUGGAUCUCCAGGGACAACGGGCAGAGCUUGGUGACGCUGACCAUGAACAACCUCAAGGACGAGGAUUCCGCCGUUUAUUUCUGUGCCAAAUCUGUCGACAGUUGCUGCGCUGGUAUUGCUGCUGUUGAUGAUAUUGCUGAUUUUGGCACCGUUCCCACCUGUCCCUGUGCCCCAGAUCCUUGUCUCAAGCCCCAACCCUUCACCCCAUUGUUUGUUUUGGUUUAG
Molecule: messenger RNA, 771 nt
Organism: Catharus ustulatus (Swainson's thrush)
Lineage: Eukaryota; Metazoa; Chordata; Aves; Passeriformes; Turdidae
Exons: 2
Biological process (GO): innate immune response; positive regulation of B cell activation; defense response to bacterium
Cellular component (GO): blood microparticle; immunoglobulin complex, circulating; external side of plasma membrane
Molecular function (GO): antigen binding; immunoglobulin receptor binding
Source: RefSeq, a predicted model, not a curated record